Messenger RNA from Cladocopium goreaui, 9717 nucleotides. NCBI's taxonomy places the organism in Eukaryota, Dinophyceae, Suessiales, Symbiodiniaceae. The record is from the annotation of a GenBank genome assembly.
AUGAGUUCGUACUAUGGUGGUGGUUGGGCAGUAUAUGAAGUAGAAAGAGAAGAACUAGAAGAGCAAGAGCCGGAGAGACCGCAGGAGACGAGCAGGGGCUGGUCUCAUAGUGCGGAGACACGGCGAAGCCCAUCGACGAGUCCAUGGGUGCGAACUGAGAGAAGAGGUUACGGUCAUCAAGCUGAGGUCUUUGACAUGGCCUCCAGUGUCUCGUCGAAUGACUCAUGGUGGCAGGAAAGAGCCUGGUCGAGUGACUCCUGGGCGGGGUCAUCGGGUAGCGGCCGAGCAAAUUGGAUCUACGUGAGUCAGGCAGGGGAACGAGAUGGGUGGGGUCGUGCAGAUCCUUGGCAUUGGUGGCAUGACGAAGCUGGUCGAGGUCAAUGGCGAGUUCAUCAGGGAAAUCAAGAAUGUGAUGCGGUUCGGAGAGACGAAGACGUUGGAGAUCAACCGCACUCUGCAGAAUCUGAAGGUGAUGAUCCUGGCCAAGGAGGUUUACCAUCUGGAAGGGUGGUAUGUGUGCAUGAAAAGAAUGACAAGGAUGAAGAAAAGAAGGUCAGUGGAAAGGUCUCCAGCAGCUAUCCACCAGUCUUCAAGGCGAAGCAGGGUGAGAGCUAUCGCGACUGGAAGAGAGCGGUGAAGUUCUGGCUACGUGGAGAAGGACAUCAGUUGCCUCAUCACUUAGUGGGUCCCCGGGUCAUGGUUCAAUUGAGGGACCGAGCAGCCCAACUUGUCAAGCACUUGGAGCCUGAGGACGUGGACGGGAAGCAGGGUCUGGAGCUUAUCUUUCAGACGCUUGAGAAAAGUCCUCUCAUCCGGCAAAGUGAGAAGCAUAGGGUGGAUUGGCAUCGAAAAAGACUGCUGAAUUUGAAUCGGUUGCCGGGUGAGAGCUUGGAAAGUUACAUCACUAGGGCAGGUUUGUAUCGUAGCCAAUUGGAAGGACUGGAUGAGUCUUUGAGCAUGGGAGAAAGGUUUUUUGUGGGUCACCUGUUGGACCAUGCAAAGCUCACUCGGAGAGACAAGGCUAUGAUUAAGACACAUGCAGGUGCCGAGAACGAGUCAGCCGUCACAGGUGCCAUGAUGGAGCUGGCCGGUGAACUUGAAGGUGAAGCUGGCUAUCCCAUUGGCCAAGCUGAAGGACAAUUGGGAGGUGCCCAAGGUGAAGAACAUCUGGUGCAGCGAGGGUUCUUGGGCAUGCGGUUCAACAAGAAGGACAAGCAAGUGCUUGCAGCAGAGCUCCAGGAGGAUGACGACACUCUCACAUCCUUGGAGGGCAUCCCUGAGGAACCUUUGGGUGAUGAAAGCUUGGACGAGAUGGAAGGGCUGCCCAAUGAUGUGCUUCACGCUGAGCAUGAGGCCUUGGCACUGCAGUUCAAGGCACGUCAAAAGAUGGCUGAAGUUCGCAAGAUGCGGAACUUCUACAAGAAAGAUGGAGAUGGCCGCAAGCAGCGCAGUGGAAAGUGUUUUGUAUGUGACGAACCUGGGCAUUUUGCCAAGGACUGUCCCAAGGUCAAGAUGGCCAUGGAGAAGGGCAAUCAAGUUUUGGUGACCACUGCUCCGUCCAAGGGAAAGCCUUUUGACGAAGGGCAUGAGUGGUCACUUUUAGCCUCUUUGUGCAAGGACACGAUCGUGACGUCCGCUUCAGAGCGUGCAGCAUACAUGGUGUUGGGACCUAUGGGGCAGGGUUCAGAAGUGUCACAACAUUCACAUACCGAAUCACUAGGUCAUCCCACUGGAAGUGUGCCCUAUGAAACAUGGUGGAGCAUGAAAGAAUUGGCACGAAAAGUUAUUUUGGAUCUGGGUUGCAUGCGAAAUGUGGUAGGUGUUGAUUGGGCGAACGAUGUCGUCAGAGAGUGGCAACAGCAUGAUCGUUGGUUGAAGGUUUUGCCAGAGGAGGAGAUUUUUAGGUUUGGAGAUGGAAACACGUUGAAGAGCAAAUAUCGUUUGCAAUUGGAGUCAACUUUUGGUGGAAAGAGGGUUUUCUUGGCUUUCAGUGUGGUUCCUGGUCCUUGUCCUCCUCUACUUUCCAAACAAUCUCACACUGCUUUGGGCGUGCAAUUGGACACGGAAAAACAUGUUUUGAAGUCACGAAAACUGCGAAUCCAAAACUAUGGACUGAGUGAGAACAAUGCCGGUCAUUACACAGUGAGAAUAGAUGAAUUUCAUUUAGUAGAUGUUUUGGACAAUGCAGAGCGAAAAACCUGGAAGAUGGAUGCACAUGCAGAAGUGGCAUUGGUUGAUGAACUUUGUGAACGUGAAGUUUUUGGCUCACAAGUGGAUCAAGACCGUGCGACCGCUGAGCCCUCGUUGAAUGUCUUCGGUUCCGAUCCCAAACCCAGCCAUUUGCCGGCUAUGUGGCGGUGUGGGGCAUCGGACAUCACAAUGUCCGGAGAUGUCAGACCCAGAGGAGAGCAGCUCGUUCUUGGAGGUGAAUCCGCUGACGGAGGAGAAUCUUCGACAGAAGCUGCAGGAGGAAGAGAUCCACAUGGCGGAGUUGAGAGAAAGGGGACGAAAAGAGCCGCCUCGAGCGAUGGAGGUCGAUCGGAACCAGCAGAUCGCCGAGGGCCAGAUGAAAGGUCGCGGCAAAGGGCCUCAACACCGAGCCAAAGCAGCGAUGGCAUCCCCCACUCCGAAGGCGAUUUCACAGCCGGCACUCGCGAGACGAUCAGCAGCUCGAGGAUCCCAGGAUGGGAACAUGGACGAGCCGGAGCAGAUGGUGAUGGGGGAGAUCAAGGACCUGACCUUCGAGGAGAUGCAGUUGGUGUACAAGAGACGCCAGAAGGCGGAGAUGGCUGCGCAGAAGAAGGUGGAGACGGCAGCCUUGACGGGAUGGGGAGCCAAGUAUCCAUCCCUGAGCAACGUGUGGAGCGACGACUUGGCCUUCAACAUCCUGGGCAGCAUGAGGAGCAGGUUGCGCACCUAUCUAUGGAAGAAGCUGGUGUGGCAGAGGAGGAUCAAGGAAGCGGUGCACCAGGAGUCCAAGGGGAAGGCGCAAUGGAAGAGGAACACCAAAUGGCUCAACUAUCUGUUGAGUUACGAGGUGGCGUCGCUUUGGGGCCACUUCGGGGCAAUGCGGCAGAGACUGAGGAGCAGCGACUUUGUGGGGCCGAGGUAUGGGGACGAGCGAACCCCCAACGAGGCCUGAUGCAGAAGCUGAAGAACGGCAUGCAGGGGGCUCGUAAAACCCAUGCGCUCUUGGCCACAGUCCAUCGCAUCAAGGAGAAGUACACCGUCAUGGAGAUCUUUGCGGGCCAUGGGACCCUCACUGAGGUAGCAACUCUACGAGCUGGCUGGGCUGCUUAUAGCCCCAUUGACCUGGUCUAUGGCCAUGACCUGAGAAAUGCACACACCCGACAGCAGGUGUUGGAAGAGAUCCGGACGAAGAAGCCGGACUUGAUCACCCUGAGUCCGAGAUGUGGGCCCUGGAGUCAGUUCCAACGAUUGAACCCCAACAUCGAUCAGAUCAUGGCCGAUCGCCAGGUGGAUAUCCCCUUGUGGAGGUUUGUGAGAGAAGUGUGGGAUGAACAGACCAAGCAUGGACGCCUGGUCAUGACGGAAAACCCUUGGCAGUCAGAGGCCUUGCAUCAAGACUUCAUGGAAAGCCGACCUCAACUACAUCGUGCUAAGGUGGCGCAAUGUGCCUUUGGCCUGAAGGAUGUGGUGGGCGAGAAGCCUCACCAGAAGUACACGGCGUUGGAUAGCAACGACCACUACAUGUGCGAGGGCCUCAUGAUCGGUGCAGAGUGCAAUCAUGGACCAGGAGAACAUCAACCCAUUGAAGGAAGUGUGUUCUUUGAGGGCCGCUCACAGAGGAGAUCAGCACUGGCGGCCAGGUGGCCGAUUGAGCUGUGCGAGCACAUCCUUGAGGCGGCGGAGUACGCAUGGGAGAAAUGUGAAGAGGAAGCACCACGAAAAUUGGCAGAAGGAAGACCACCCAAUGCCUUGCACUAUGCAUUACCGGUGGAGCCCUUGCCCACUCCGGAAGGAGAGUUGAGACGACAACUGGAGAAGGCUGACUGGCGUGGAGGACAGUAUGACUAUGUCUUCUUUGAGGGCAGUGCACGUCAGGGGCCUUACAAGGUGAGGCAAGCAUUGGCUCAUCUUCAUGUGGUGUUGGGUCAUCCUUCUGCUGAUCGUCUUCGACGGAUACUGCAGAUCAGCGGAUGCGGAGAGGUGGUGCUGAAGACAGCGGAAGGCUUGCGCUGUCAGAUUUGUCAGGCAGUGAGACCCCCUGGUGCUGAACCAAAGGUGUCGGGCCAAAGACCAACGCGGUUUGGUGAGAAGAUCCUCUCCGACAGCUUUUACAUCUGGGAUCUGGAUGGUGAGCGCUAUAAUGUCACGCAUUUGCUGGACGGGCUCACGGAGUACCAUGUGGGCAUUGUGAGCAAGCAGCCCUCGGCAGAGACUUCAGCAGAACUGCUUCAACAUCGGUGGUGCGCUAUCUUUGGCCCACCGGAAGUGCUUCAGACCGAUGGUGGCAAGGAAUAUGAGGAUGUGGUCCAAAAGAUUGGCCGCAUCCUGGAUUUCAGACAUGAGGUGGUUCCGGCUGGGGCGAAGUGGCGCCAAGGGCAAGUCGAACGACAUGGGGCGGUGGUGAAGCUGAUGAUGAUGCGCACCAUUGCCGCUCAACAACUUCGAGGUUUGGAGGAGCUCAAGAUGGCAGCCUCAGCAUGUUUUGGGGCGAAGAACAGACUGUGCAACAAGAUGGGGAUGUCUCCCUUGCAGGCCAUCACAGGACGAGAUGUACCAGUUCCAACUUCUCUGAUGGAUCAGCUAUGCAGUGGACAUCUCAAGUUGGCCAUGAAUGCGAGUCUGGAUCAGAAGGAAGCCCUACGAAGAGCAGAACGAAUCAGAGCAUCAGCGGUGGACUCCUUCAACUGGAUUGACUCCAACGAGGUGAUCAGAAAGAGUUUGCAUGCCCGGUCACGGCCACCGAAACUCGAGAUGAUCAGCGAAGGGACGACGGUCUACGUUCAUCAACCUCCACCUCAUCGGCGAGGGCAGCCACGUCGACUUCAAGACCAUGUGAGCUGGGAUGGACCUGGGUUGGUGGUCUGUGUGGAGCGGCAACAGAAUGUGCCCAAUCGCAUCUGGGUGCGUAUCCGAGGAAAAGUGAGGAGCUUUCCUUUGGAGAAGGUGAGGUUGGCGACACCGGAUGAGAUGCUUGGGUCAAGCUUCAUCGUGGGCCUCUUGGAUCAGAUGGCGGAUGAAAUCCGCAUGGGAAAACUGCAGGUGGAGGAACCCAAGCAGCUGGAGGACAGACCACAACGUCCAAGGAAAGCGCCAGCCAACAGAAUUGCUGAGGAAGAAGACACCGAUGAGGAGAUGCCCCAAUCAAUCCAACGGGAGGUUCCCGAGUUGGAAGCGGAAGACCGCAUGAGACAAGUGCGUCGAUUGGAACUAUUGAAUGAUGUUCCCCAUCAGCUUCGAAGCUCCCUUUCGUCGGGUUCAAGUGGACCGGCUCUGGUGCGUCGACUUCAACCUGAAGAACGACAUGAAUUGAUGGAGGAGGAUGAUGAGGAAAUGCCCCGAGCUGACGCACCGGAGCCGAGUGGCCUGGACUUUGGAGCAAAGAAGAAGAUGUUUGAAGAGCUCAGCAAGAGUAAGAUGAGACCAUCUCGUUUGACAGAAGCUGAAUUGAGAAGCACUGCCGCCAAAGCCAAUCAACGAGUGAAACAGAUCCGCAAGCUCAUUCAGAAGUCCCGCCAAGCUCCUGCCUUACAACGAGCCCGAAAGGAUCGAGCUGAUCGACAAGAAGCAGCGAGCGUGGUCUACUGGUCAGAAGCUUGCGGGGAGGCCUGUGAGAAGGAUGCUUUUGAAAUAUGCUGGGCGGAUGCUUGCGAGGAAUGGGCGCUUGAUGAAGCUUUCUGGACCCAACCGGAACCACGACAAUGGGCACAGGCGGAGAUUGUGGAGAAGGUGAAGGAACAACAGCGUGAUCAUCAUCAAGCAGUUGCGGGCGCGAACGUCAUCGACAAGGAGAAGGUGGCGGCAGCAGCUGAUGGUCAUCAAGUGGUGACAGGAAAAGCCCGCCUCGAGUAUCAAUGGGGCAUGCUGCCUGAUGAUUGGAAGGCGGCCUACAAGGAGCCUUUGAUCAAGGCGGUGAAAAUUUACUUUGACCAUGAUGCCCUGAAGGGAGUACCCACGGACAAGGUGAUUGAUUCGCGACGGAUCCUGACCAGCCGCUUUGUCCUGACCAACAAGGGCGGAAAGACCUUGGCCGAGGCAGUUCUCAAGGGCAGGUUGGUUUUGGGAGGCCAUCGAGAUCCUGAUGCUGGCAAGUUUCCAACAUUGGCACCGACGGCAGCAGCCUUGGCUCAUAACCUGAUCAACUUCAUCAGUGUGCAAAUGGGUUGGGUGGUGAAGUACGAGGAUGUGUCAAGUGCCUUCUUGCAAGGAAAGCACCUACCCCCUGAGAGAGAGGUGUACAUUCGUACCCCGAAAGGGUAUCCUGACUACAUCGAGAAGUUCAUCGAGGAGCAAUUGGGCUAUGGCAUGCGCCGGGACCUGCUGCAGCUGACCAAGGGUGGUUUUGGUUUGCCUGAAAGCCCGAGACUCUGGUACCUGGAGUACAAGGAGACCAUUUGUCAUUGUGGCAUGCGAGAACUGGAUCUCCUACCAGGAGUUUUUGUGGCUCAUCAUCCGGAUGGCACCUUACGAGCAUUGGCUUGCAUCCACGUGGAUGACACCAGAUACUGUGGAGAUGCCACCAGUGAGGAGACCUGGAAGAAGGUGCACCAAUGCCUGAAUUUCGGUGAAGUCAGAAAAGCCACCGAUGGAUGGGUGAAGUUUUGCGGCAGAUGGGAGCGACAGGAUCCAGUCACCAUGGAGUUUGAGUACAGCAUGGAUGAAUAUGCCAAGGACCUGCAAAAGGUGAAGUUGCUGGAGACCUACAAACUGGACCCCAAGGAGGUUGCAAAGGAAGAGGACCUUCUGCGCAAGGGCAAGAUGACUGUGGAGGAGUUCACACAUGGCACAACGCAGAAGCGGCAGCCUACUAGUUUGACCUCAGAGAUGCGGCUGGCUAUGUCUUCUAUCCUGGGGCAGCUCAAUUGGAUGGCUCGGCAGGGGCGAUAUGACAUCGCCUAUGGGGUAUCCCACGUCCAGCAACUGAUGAACCGAGAGCCAGCGGAAGCUUUGGACUUCUUGAACAAGGUGAUCUAUCGAGCACGGCAGCCGAUGACCCAGAAGGUGAAGAAGCUGCGCGACUGGCAGAACCUGGUGGUGAUCUCAGCGAGCGAUGCUGCUUUUGGCGCGCAACCUGGUGGAUACAGUCAAGGUGGACUGUUGGUGGGGUUGGCCGAGCCCGAGAUUUUGGAGGGCGAGGCUCAGCUGGUGGUCAUUGAAGCUGCCAGUAUGAAGAUCCAGCGGGUGGUGCGCUGCAGCAUGAGCGCAGAAGUAUCUAUGGCGGCAACGGCCUUUGAGCAUGGGGAUUUCAUCAGAGCGGCUCUCAGCGAGAUCAUCCACGGCAAGUUCAUCCUGAAGGACUGGAAGCUGUGGGCCAAUCGCUGGAGGCACUUUCUGGUGAUUGAUGCGAAGACAGGCUUUGAUGUGCUCACCAGUGAGUGCCAGACGAGCGACCGAAAGAUCCAGAUAGACCUUGCAGUCUUGAAGCAGGCGCUUUUGGAGGACAGAAGCAACGCCUUUGCACGAUGGGUUCCAGGCCACCACAUGAUCUCAGAUGGCUUGACGAAGUGGUUUGGAAACAAGGCGCUCCAGAAGGCCUUGGUGGAAGGAUUGUGGUCGCUGAAGGACACAGCGGAAGCAAUUGGUCUGAGACAGACCGCAGCCGAACAGCGGCGACGUUUGAAGGACAAGCGCGUGACCCUCUCCGAGUUGGGUGUUGGUGCCUACUUCUCUGGGCCCGGGGCUGGGGAAGUGGCGCCGGGAAGGUCUUUCUACCAUGGCGCGAUCAUUCCAAUGUCCAUUUGCACCUUGGUGGAAUCGAUCACGGUGAUCUACGGGUGGAACUUGAAUCCUUUUUGCGCAAAGACCCGACUUACUUAUCUUAGCACGGCCAUUCUGGGCUAUUGUGCCUUGCCCUCACGUUCCGCCGACUGGCCAAAGGGCUUUGGCACCUUCAUGGUCACCUACCUGAGCGCCUGGACACUCUGUGUUGCCGCCGAUUGGCUCCAGGGACCCUAUGUCUACGCCCUCUACGAGGCCUACGGCUUCACCAAGCACGAGAUCGCAGAGCUCUUCGUGGCCGGCUUCGGUUCAGCCAUGGUCAGUAGCUGCUUCGUUGGGGGUCUUGCCGACCGCUUUGGACGUAAGAAGGGCUGUGUGGCCUACUGCUUGCUCUACAUCUUCUCCUGCGCAACCAAGCAUUGGAAGAACUACUGGGUGCUGAUGGUCGGCCGCGUGACUGGAGGCUUCGCGACCUCUUUGCUCUUCUCUUGCUUCGAAUGCUGGAUGGUCUCUGAGCACACGGUCCGCAACAAGUUCUCCUCCAACUUGCUCUCUUAUAUGUUCGGCAUGAAGUUCACGUUGAUGUAUUUGGUCGCGAUUAUGUCAGGAUUUAUGGCUCAGAUUGGUGUCGACUCCUUUCCCUUCGAACCGGUUCAAGGCUACCCAGUGCUGUACAUGGGAGGAAACACUGUGGCUUUCGACAUGUCAGCGGGCGUCUUGCUCGUUGCACUGCUGGUGGUGUGCUCUGUUUGGAGCGAGAACUAUGGCGCAAGCGACAGCGACCCAGAGGCUGAAGCUGAGACGUCGGAGGAAGGCGCAUCGAAGGGCGGCCUCGUCGAGGCCUGGAACGUUCUGUUGGGAAGCACCAGCUUGUCGUGUCUCAUCGCAAUGGUGGCAUGCUUCGAAGGCGCGAUGUAUGCCUUUGUCUUCAACUGGACCCCAUCCUUGGAGACGCCCACCGAACGACCACCGCACGGUGUGGUCUUCGCACUGAUGAUGAUGGCCUGUAUGCGGGGUGCUGAGGUGACAUGUGCGGGGGAUGUGGUGGUGCUCAACAUGGCGGGCAUGAAGUUGGCUCAGCUACCACUGCAGGAGUACAGCACUGGUCGAGCCGUUAAGAAUUUCUUGCAGCACCACUUAGAGGUGCCUCCCUGUCGCCAGCGCCUGGUGGAGCAUGACACGGAUGAGCCACUGGACGAGGAUGCGCCGCUGCUUCCAACGUUUGGUGAUGGGACAAGGUGUUUGACCGUGGUGGUGUUAGACUACAGGCCGGAUCUGACAGUUCAAUUGCUCAAUGCUGCGGAGGAGGGUGACAGCCAGAAGGCCUCCCGGCUGCUGCACGAGCUGGCAGAUCCCAAUGGAACCGAAGCGGAGGGCUGGACGCCGCUACACAUUGCCGCGCUGAACGGACAUUUAGAGGUGGCUCGCACCUUGCUGGAGUCUCUGGCCGAUGUGAGCCGUACCAACUCCGACGGCGGCGCACCGCUGCAUGUGGCUGCUUGGAGCGGCCAACUGCCUAUGAUGAAAGCACUUUGCGAGGCGCGGGCCAGCCCGACCAGCACUCAGAAUGAGGGAUGGGCACCCCUCCACAUUGCCAGCCGCCACGGUCAUGCGCCCAUCGUGGAUUUUCUGCUGACCGACCUUCAGUUGGACCCCGAUGUCCCCGUCACCGCCGGUUGGACUGCCGCGAACAUCGCGGCCUGGGCGGAGCACCACGAGGUGCUGGCGCUGCUCAACGCGCAGAGCGUCCGGGGCGAGGGGAUCAUGGCGGCGGCCUGGCAGUCCAUGACGAGUUUCGUGGGCUUCAUGUGA